Messenger RNA from Blepharisma stoltei, 3403 nucleotides. The record is from the annotation of a GenBank genome assembly. NCBI's taxonomy places the organism in Eukaryota, Ciliophora, Heterotrichea, Heterotrichida, Blepharismidae.
AUGGACUUAAUGUUCCCUAAAGAGUUCUUAAAGAAUGCAAUAGAGACUCUCGUCUCUCAAAAGAACGUAAAAUGUGCGAAUUUCUCCAAAAACCCAAACUUGCCUUACUGUUUUAUUGAAAACUCAGCAAAAGAAGACUUAGUACUUGAGCAUGUUAAAGACUACGAGCGGCAGUUUAGACUUGUGUAUAGGGAGCAUUCCAAGCGAACUUUACUUCUUUACCCUAAAAACGAAUGCGGGGUUGAAAAAUUUAUAUGCACCACAGUGAGGCCAACCCAGCUGCCAUUUCUAGAGCUCUAUGAGUGGACCCAAUCUGCAGAAUUCGUUGCGAAUUUCUUACAAUAUGAAGAACUAGCGUGGUUUUAUUAUUUAAAUAUUUUUAGAUUACAGGCAUUUUCUCGGAAUAUUUGGUCGAAUUUUUGCUUACUCCCUCCCCCUCCGUGAGUGAACAAAAAAAAUUUUGUUCACUCACGGAGGAGGGUUAAUUUUUUUUUUUUAAAAAAAAAUAUAUAUAUAAAUUUAUAUAAAAAAUAUUUUUUUUCGAAAUUUAAAAAAAUCCUAAUUCGCAAAAAUUGGAAAGCAAAUAUUAAUUCAAUUUGCAAAAUUUAUGUUUUAAAAAGCAAUUCGUUUAAAAUUAAACAGAAUUAGCUCUAGAUUUCAUUUAUAAUAAUUAUCAUUUAUAUAUCAAUUUUUUUUCCAUAAAAAAUUUUUCUAUUAAAAAAUUUUUGUUCACUCAUGGAGGGUGGGUUUUUGGGCAAAAAAUAGGGAUUUUUCUAAUGGUUUUGUUCACUCACGGAGGGGGGGGGAGUUAGAAAAUGCAAUGGUUUUCCAGAUCAAUGCUUGACGAGAAAAAUUAACGCUGAGGAAAUUCCUACCAGGGAAAAUAUCUAGAGCAAAAACAUGGAGCAAGAACUCAACCCACCAGAUCGUUACCCAAACCACAUCCCUUCUCCUACAAAUAUUUUGGCCUGGCAGUAUGGAGAUUGCUUUGACUUUGCAAUGGUUUUGUGCUCAAUUCUGAUAGGAGCCGGAUAUGAUGCUUAUUGUGUGCAUGGCCAUGCUCCUAAAGAAAUUACCACAAGAGACCAGACACGCACAAGAUGCCCACUAGAAAUUUUAGAGUCAGAAAUGCCAGACACAGCAGAGCUCGCUGAACAAAAUGAAGAAGAAGAAUUCGAAAUCCCAGUGAAACCUCCACCAAUUUCAGAAUUUUUAAGCAAAAAAAAGCAAAAAGAAGAAGAAGCUGAAAAGUUGCGUCUUCAAAUAGAAAAUACUAUAGAUGACGAUGCCCCUGAAAUUUUGCCUCCUGACGUGUGGAAAGGCAAGAGGCUGCAUUGCUGGAUCCUUAUUAAAGAAGGCAAAAGAGGAGUCGAGGAAAGCUUUUUUGUAGAGCCAACGACUGGGAGAUCGUUUAGUUUGACUGAGAGCAAGUAUGAGAACGUAGAGUUUGUGUGGAAUGACCAGAAUUUCUGGAUUAAUAUGUUCCCUAAUAGAGGGGUCGAAGAGGUAAGCUUUGACCUUUAUAAUGGCGUGGACUGGGAAUAUGUAAUGUUAGAGACCAGCAACGUCAAAGAGAAGGGCAAAAAAGAAGAACAUUUUGAUGAAGAAGGAGAAGAAGGCGCUGUAGAUGACGCAAAUAUGAACCCAGACGAAAUAGGAACUGAUGGGUAUGUAAAGCAGAUUGAGCAUGUCCUAGAUUUGCCUCCACCAUGGUCUCCUAAGAUGAGAAUUGACAGAGAAGUUUAUGCAAGAAAAUGGACAAUGGGCGAAAAAACACUUUUUUAUGAAAAAUGCAAAGUUGAUUAUUAUGCUGAUUAUAGCCAAUUUGAUGGGCUGGUAAGGAGGCUUACGUAUUAUCAUGACUAUAAACGCCACAUUGUCAAAGAAAUCAGAUGAAUUUAUGCAAGAAGAAUUGACAAGCUGGCUAUACGCAGACGUUUUCCAUUAGAAUACAAAACAGUUGAAGAAUAUUACCCAGGCUGCCCAUAUCAUUGGAAACAAAUAGUAGAAAUUGACGGGAAAAGCAAAUUAACUAUUUAUUACCCUACAAGAAAUACUGAUGGUCUUAUACGUCGUGAAGAGGUCUAUGACGAAAAAACACGUGAAUAUUUCCAAGACCGUGACGAUUUUAUGAUAUAUCGCUCCUGGAAAAUCGAAAAAAGGGAGUCUACAGCUAGAGAUUAUACCCUAGGUGACAAAGUAGUUAUUACUAGUAUGACUCAAAAAUUCGAUAAAAACCCAAACUUGCCAAAAGGGACAAGAAUUGAAAAAAUUAUUUAUGAUAUGAAGAAAAAAUUCGUGACUGUGUUUUACCAUUACGAGCCUGGAAGCAUUUAAGUUUAAGUUUAAUAGAAUUACUCUAGCAUUUUCAAUGCCUGAAAGUCUCCUUCACUUGAGGUUCAGCUAAAUUAACAGCUCUGAAUAACGUAGGUGAACCGGCCUAACCGUCGGACCGUUAAAGUUAAUAAGCCCAUUAAGACUUUUCUAAUCAGUGCCAGCCUCAGCACCGACCUUUCUCUUCAAGCCGAGACUCUCAAGAAGUUUGACUUCUCUCACUAAGCUCGGUUUAUAGGUCCAUCCUGUUUGUGGCAGGAGCUAGGACCUAUCCCUAACUGACAUUUUUUAAUAUUGUGCUGGAAGUAUUAAAAGAAAUGUGAUAAAAUACCCAAGAGACGAUUUUACUGCACUAGCAAAGGUGCAGGAUGGACAGGAGCAUGAAGAAGUGGACGAAGUCUACCAGGAUAAGCUGCAUCAGCUGCAAGAUAUGGAAAAAGCUUGCUAUGCUGGCAUAAAAAGCCAAGAAAAUGCGCUGAAGCAGGAAAUGGAGAAAUAUAAGGAACAAGAAGAUGAGUGGUCUAAGCUGAGGAGAAAGAAUGACGUGAAUAUUGCACUGGUUAAAGGAUUUAUUAGUAAAACUAUAUAUGAUAAAGCGAGAGAAAAAAGCAAAGAACAAGAGCGCGAAAGGGAAGAAGAAAAAGUUACUGAGGUAACUGCAAUUGACUAUUUAACUCCAGUUCUCAAAGAAAUGGGCUUAGAGAACCGCCAACUUAAUGCUCAAGAAGCGCAAGAAGUAGAAAACAGAGUAAUGAGCUUGCUUAAAGAAAGACUUCUACACAGAGCUGAUAUCAUUAAAAAGAGUUUAGAAAGAGAAAGAAAAGCACUGAAUGAUGAUGCUGUAAAUUUUAUAUAGGCUAAAUUCGCUAAAAAAGGCGACCACGUAACUGCUGAGGAGCAAAAGAAAUAUGAUGAAUCAACAAGAGACAUGGAUUUCAAGAUCAACAUUUUGGAGCAAAGGGUUGCACGCCAUGAAGAACAAGCCUUGCAAAAAUAUGCAGAAAUGAGCUUGAAGCUUAAAAAUGAGCCAAUCCUGGCAGCGCUGCACCAAUAUCAUAAAAGAGAUUAA